GAAAAUUGCGCGGUUGAUGCCCAAUCGUUCCAACGGUCGUUGUCUGCUUUUGCUGUCAUUUUGCGCUAGGGAAUUGCUGUCACGCCGAGCACGUAUCUGACCUCGCUCUGCAGCAUCUAAGACGAGAGCCAUGGCGAAGGGUAUCAACACGACUAAGGCGUCAGCCGACAACCCAAACCGCAAGAUCCCCAAGCGGCAGAAGGCGGCCAACAUGCGUGACAAGAGCACCAUCAAGCGCCUCAACAUGUAUCGCAACAGCGGCCCCAUCCGCAACAAGGCCGGCAAGGUCGUGGGCGGUAGUCUCAUGAUGAAGAACAAGGCUGGAGGACAGGAGAUCACCAGCGCUAGUGGCCGCGUGCAGCCUGACCGCCGCUGGUUCGGUAACACGCGCGUGGUGGGACAGAAGGAGCUGGACAAGUUCCGCAACGAAAUGUCCCUCAAGGCCGCCGACCCGUACUCGGUGGUGCUGCGUACGCGUAAGCUGCCUAUGGGUCUGCUACAAGAGAGCGAGAAGACGACGCGUAUGAAACUUCUGGAGACCGAGAGCUACGACGAGGUCUUCAACGGCAAGCGCAGCCGCAAACGUGCCAAGAUUGCAGCCACGGACUACGCGUCGCUGGUCUCCAGAGCGCAGGAGAAUGCAGAGAAGUACGAAGCUAAGGGCCCGGAUCGCAACAUUACCGUGGAACAGGAGUUCAAGGAAGAGGUCUCGCACGAUGUGUUCAACAAGGGCCAGUCCAAGCGUAUUUGGGGCGAGCUCUACAAGGUGCUGGACUGCUCGGACGUCGUUAUCCAAGUGCUGGACGCCCGCAACGUUCCUGGUACCCGUUGCGAGCACGUGGAGAAGCACAUCCGCAAGAACGCCUCGCACAAGCACCUAAUCUUUGUCAUUAACAAGUGCGACCUGGUGCCCAACUGGGUCACCAAGCGCUGGGUGCAAAAGCUCAGCGAGACGACGCCUACGCUUGCUUUCCACGCGUCCAUGAGCAACCCGUUCGGCAAGGGUGCGCUGAUUAACCUCCUGCGUCAGUUCGCAAAGCUGCACCAGGAGAAGAAGCAGAUCUCUGUGGGUCUCAUUGGCUACCCGAACGUGGGCAAGAGUUCGGUAAUCAACGCAUUGCGUAAGAAGAAGGUGUGCAAGGUGGCUCCGAUCCCGGGUGAGACCAAGGUGUGGCAGUACAUCACGCUCAUGCGCCGCAUCUUCCUGAUUGAUUGCCCCGGUAUCGUGUAUGACACGGGUGAUGACGAGGUUGAGACUGUGCUCAAGGGUGUCGUUCGUGCUGAGCGUCUGCCUCAGCCCACGGACUUCAUCCUGACCAUCUUACAGCGAGUCAAGAAGGAGUUUAUUGUCAAAGUGUACGGCAUUGAGGAGUGGAAUGACGAGUGGGAUUUCCUGGAGAAACUCGCCAAUAAGUGUGGUAAGCUGCUGCAGAAGGGUGAGCCCGACUACAACAACGUCGCCGUGCAGAUGAUCAACGACUACCAGCGUGGCAAGCUGCCCUGGUUCAUCGCUCCACCCAUGCGUGCAGAGGAGCUCGCUGCUCUUGAGCAAAAGGGUGACGACGCUCCGCUCAACGAGGCCGAGGCUGGCGAGGAUGAGGUGGAGCUCGACGAUGAUGAGAAAGUAGAGGAGGACGAGGAAAGCGCUGAGAAGGACGGCGAUAGUCAGGAGGAGGACAAGCAGAAAUGAUUGGAUAUGCAUGCUAUUGCGCCUCGACUGCUACUGCAUAUUAGAUUUUUGCUAAACGAAAGUGUUUAUAGAUGGAUGAUGCCUAAUGUUUGGUCAAACGAUAGGGUUGCUCGAGCAACGGUCCUUCAUACGUUUGUUAAACUACCGGUAAUUCCAUUUCACUGCUCAAGUUGAGCAGUGGUUAGCUGCCUCGGAAAGCCAAUGCUAAGCGAAAUUUCAGCUCCGAUUAUCGUGUCAACGUCCCAGACAUCAUUCACUGGUUGCUCUCACUACCGCAACAUCUCAUAAA
Molecule: messenger RNA, 1979 nt
Organism: Phytophthora nicotianae INRA-310
Lineage: Eukaryota; Oomycota; Peronosporomycetes; Peronosporales; Peronosporaceae
Exons: 1
Coding region: 131-1690 (519 amino acids)
Cellular component (GO): nucleolus
Molecular function (GO): GTP binding
Source: RefSeq, a predicted model, not a curated record